Choloepus didactylus (southern two-toed sloth) is the source of this 1735-nucleotide messenger RNA. Its product is annotated as olfactory receptor 2M4-like. The transcript has 2 exons. Lineage: Eukaryota; Metazoa; Chordata; Mammalia; Pilosa; Megalonychidae. Gene Ontology annotation, cellular component: membrane. Gene Ontology annotation, biological process: G protein-coupled receptor signaling pathway. Gene Ontology annotation, molecular function: G protein-coupled receptor activity; olfactory receptor activity. The record is from RefSeq and is a predicted model, not a curated record. The coding region runs from base 1 to 966 and encodes 321 amino acids.
AUGGAGACCCACAAUGAGACACUAAGCACAGACUUCAUUCUCCUGGGCCUGUUCCCUGGAAUGAGACACGUCAGUGCCCUUGUCUCCGUGAUCCUUUUGAUCUACACCAUUGCCUUCACGGGAGAUGCCACCCUGAUCCUCCUCAUCUGGGUAGAUCCCUGUCUCCACACCUCCGUGUACUUCCUGCUGAGCCAACUCUCCCUCAUCGACCUGGCUUUCAUCUCCAGCACGGUCCCCAUAAUGGCGGUCAGCUUUUUCUCAGGCAAGAGGAAAAUCUCCCUGGUGGGCUGUGGGGCCCCGAUCUUCUUCACCUUGGCCCUGGGAAUUGCUGAGUGCCUCCUUCUCACCCUCAUGGCUUUCGACCGCUACGUGGCCAUCUGUCACCCUCUGAAAUACCCAACCAUCCUAAGCUACCAGUUCUCCCAGAAGAUGGUCCUUGGGUCUUGGGUGGGAGGGGCUCUGGCAUCCUUAGUCCACACAGCCUGCACCAUGCCCUUCCCUCUCUGUGGGUCCCGGGAGCUCCACCACUUCUGUGAGGUCAAGGCCAUCUUGAAGCUAUCUUGUGAAGACAUCUCUGCCUAUGAGAAAGGGGUACUGGUGACUGGCAUCAUUGUGGUUUUUGUCCCUGUAAGCCUCAUUCUGAGCUCCUACACCCUCAUCUUCCUGGUGGUUCUGCAAAUGAGCUCUCCUGAAGGGAGAAACCAAGCCCUGGUGAACUGCUUCUCCCAUUUGACUGUGGUCCCCUUUUGCUAUGGUCCAGCCAUGUUAAUAUACAUGAGGCCUGGAUCUUCCAACACCCCCAUCUGGAACCAGGCACUGUUUCUCUUUGACACCAUCCUCACCCGCAUGCUGAACCCACUCGUCUACAGCCUGAGGAACAAGGAGGUGCUGGGCGCACUGAGGAAGACAAGGAAACUGAAGCCAAAGACAGUAGUAAACUACUCAAAGGCCCAGAGCACUAGGUGACAGAAUCGGGGUAGGAUGUUCUGCCCACUGAUGGCUGCUACACCCUGCAAGUGACUGAGUGAGAGAAAGAGGUUUCACAUGGGAUGUGAGCAGGAGGGCUGGUUCGGUCCCUUUCUUUGGUGUUCUCCCUUUUCCCCACCUGUAAAAUGUAAGGAAAAGCAUCUACUUUGUGAGAUUUUUUCAGAGAAUUAGGGGGUAUCAGUGUAAAGACUUGACAAUUAAUAAGUGGAAAGUAUUAAAUUAUUGUCAUAUUAUCACACUAAAACAAGCAUUCAAUCAAACCAAAUCUUGGCUUCAUUAUGGUUAUUUAGUUUCACUUAUUAAUGUACUGCAUUAGCAUUAUGUAGAUAUGCACUCAAUUUAGGCUUAUUUAGCCAAAAUAACUAGAUUAUUAUAUUUAUUCAUAUUGUCAAUUGAUACAUUGGUGUAACUAGAAUAAGAGCAAUAAUGAACAUUGAAGAGAAUUUAUGAUUUACACAUGCAUCAUCUCAUUUCUAAUUGAGCCUCCUAACCCCUUUAUGAUGUUAUGGAUCAUAAAGAAUAUCAGGACUAACUCACCUGUCUGCUACACAGUGCUGCACAUUUGGAAAUGCCCAAAUAAAUCCUAUCUCAAACAACCCAAUAGCAUUUUAUAGUUAUAAGCUAAAACAAACUCAGAAAAGAGGAAACCCAGCUAUGGUCUAAUAUAACUGUCUCAUGUUAGAAUUUAUGUGAUUGCCUGUAUUUUAACAAUUGUAUUUUAUUACAAAUAAAUAUGCACAUCACUAUU